CGUGGGAAAUAACCCACAAAAAUUCCCCAGCUACAUCGAAAAGCCUCUCGUCUCACAAAGCACUUCAAUCAAGUACAGCUCUGCACUGCGGUUCGAGCACUUCGACUUUCCUUUCUUCCGGAUACAAGUCGACAUCCUAGCCAGGAGGAGUAGAAGGCUAGGAAAAAGGGCCAUCUGAGUCCAUCUGCGUUAACACGUCCUAGCGUCGCCAUGGACUAUGAGAAGCUGCGCGCAGAGCACGUUGCCCUUACUCACAAUGGCGCCGCGGAGAAAGCCCCAAGCCACCAGGGUACCUGCCACCAUGGAUAACGCCUCGAUGCCUGUGGUUCCUGCCCCUAUCCCUGCUCCGGGGCCAGCUGCACCUGCUGCCGCUCCCCGGGUCCCCUUUCACUGCAGCGAAUGUGGCAAGAGCUUCCGGUACCGCUCAGACCUGCGGCGCCACUUUGCCCGACACACAGCACUCAAGCCCCAUGCCUGUCCGCGAUGUGGCAAGGGCUUCAAGCACAGCUUCAACUUGGCCAACCACCUACGCUCACACACUGGGGAGCGACCCUACCGAUGUUCUGCCUGCCCCAAGGGAUUCCGGGACUCUACUGGCCUGCUGCACCACCAGGUUGUGCACACUGGUGAGAAGCCCUACUGCUGCCUGGUCUGCGAGCUUCGUUUCUCCUCCCGCUCCAGCCUGGGCCGCCACCUCAAGCGCCAGCACCGGGGCGUGCUCCCGUCUCCGCUACAGCCGAGCCCGGGGCUGCCUCCCUUGAGUGCCCCCUGCUCUGUCUGCUGCAACGUGGGGCCCUGCUCGGUGUGCGGAGGCGCGGGGGCCGGUGGCGCAGAGGGCCUGGAGGGGGCAAGUGCCGCCAGCUGGGGGCUGGCAGAGGCGGCAGCUGCAGCCGCGGCCUCACUGCCCCCUUUUGCAUGUGGCGCCUGUGCCCGGCGCUUCGACCACGGCCGGGAGCUGGCAGCCCACUGGGCAGCACACACCGACGUGAAGCCUUUCAAAUGUCCACGCUGCGAGCGCGACUUCAAUGCGCCGGCCCUGCUGGAGCGCCACAAGCUCACGCACGACCUGCAGGGGAGCACGGCGCCCCCCACUCAGGUCUGGGCAGCUGGUGGGGAUCCGGAGGUGGCGGGUGAGAGUGACACCGUGGAGGUGGGGGAUGCUCCACCAGCUUGGGACGAUGGUUUGCUCCUGAGCCCCGCGGGGGGCAGCAUGCCCAAGUUGGAGGCGCUGCUUCCCGAGGCGGUGGGGGAGACCCCGGCUCCCGCAGCUGUGCCCGAGGCAUCCUCGGAAGACACGCUGUACCAGUGCGACUGCGGGACCUUCUUCGCAUCAGCGCCGGCCUUGGCCAGCCACCUGGAAGCGCACUCGGGCCCGGCCACCUAUGGUUGCGGCCACUGUGGAGCGCUGUAUGCAGCGCUGGCUGCUCUGGAGGAGCAUCGACGGAUCAGCCACGGUGAGGGCAGCGGGCAGGAGUCCUCUGCUGUGGCCCCUGAAGGGGAGAGGGCAUCGGGGGAGCCUGUGCCUGGCUCCUCCAGCCGUGGCAAGAAGAUCUUCGGCUGCUCCGAGUGCGAGAAGCUGUUCCGCUCGCCCCGAGACCUGGAACGGCAUGUGCUGGUCCACACCGGGGAGAAGCCCUUCCCGUGCCUGGAGUGCGGCAAGUUUUUCCGCCACGAGUGCUACCUCAAGCGCCACCGGCUGCUGCACGGCACGGAGCGGCCCUUCCCCUGCCACAUCUGUGGCAAGGGCUUCAUAACGCUCAGCAACCUCUCCAGGCACCUAAAGCUACAUAGGGGCAUGGAUUGAAUAACCAGGUCGCCCAGGUCCCCCAAGUCCAGAGCCAGACCCUGAGAUGAGAGGCCCCACUUGCACAGACUGUGCCACCCAGAACCCACGUAGGACUACUACUAAACAGAUCCCUCAGCAGAGGGGUCUAAGAACUGAGUUGUUUGGGCCUGAAAUCUAUAGAGAGACUUCUGAUCUUGAGACCCCCAGAAUGUGGGCACCCCGGAAUCAACUGGCCUUCAAGACUUGGGGACUUAGGAAUGAGAAACGGGUCUCCACACGUACCUCUCCUCAACACAUGGGCACCCCCACCAGCCUACUGCCCCACUUCCUGAGAGCCAUCAUUCCUGAUGAACUUCAUCUGGGGAAUGGGAGGAGCAGUAUCCUGGACUCUUCCAGGGUCCUCUCCAAAUGACCCUGACCACCCACUGGUGGCCCCGGAAAAUGGUUAUAGCCAGAAUCUGCCUUUCCCCUGUUUUACUUCCUGUGAUGAAAGAGGACCAGGAUAGAUGCCCCCUACCUUCAAUUCCCUCACUCACUGAUUAGGUCUCCCUUACUGCAGAAUGGACUGACUAACCCUAUCUUCCCCACAUCUGAACACUAGAAUAGACUGAUCCAAAGUCUCCCAGCCCAGUAGGAUGGACUGAUCCAGAUGCACAUAGCUCUGUCCACUUGGGAAAGGCUGGUGCAGGCUGUGGCAUGGCCCCACCCUCCUUAGAGUAAUAGGGCAGACAAUCCCUUAUGCUGUAGAGCGUGGUCUGGUCCUCUGCCAUUUCCCCAUCCUGGGACCCCGUGGAGGUGGUGGACAUUGGGGUUUCCCUCCCCCUCUACUGUAGUAGCUAUCUGUUUCCAUCUGUCAACUUGUCUGUUUCUGUGUUCCUCCCAACCCCAAGGGGAAGGGGGGAACUUGGCUAGGGGGUCCUCCCCUGUGAGCCUCAACCUCACCCCCUCAUCCCACUCCCAAUGUUUCCAGGACUCCAAUAAACCUCAUCCUGUCAGUUA
Nannospalax galili (Upper Galilee mountains blind mole rat) is the source of this 2785-nucleotide messenger RNA. It is a transcript of the gene Fiz1, whose product is annotated as FLT3 interacting zinc finger 1. The record is from RefSeq and is a predicted model, not a curated record. The transcript is spliced from 4 exons. Bases 218 to 1804 code for a protein of 528 amino acids. NCBI's taxonomy places the organism in Eukaryota, Metazoa, Chordata, Mammalia, Rodentia, Spalacidae.